AUGGAGGAUCGCGAACUGCAACUUUGGAACAAGCAGAAUGGUGCUACGGCCCAUGAGGACAAUGGCGAUAUGAUAUCUGAAUCGUCGCAUGGCCGGAAUGGUGACAGCCUGUCCCCCCCUUCUCGGAGUAGAACCACAGGCGAAACAGUCCGAGCCCAGGUAAGAGUUAAGAAACUCUUUAAUUUCACCCAGAUCUUCUUCUUCGCCCUUACGUUUAUGUCAAGCUGGGAGACCAUGGCAUUGUAUCUCACAGGUUCCUUUACAAACGGUGGACCUCGAGCACUUUCAUGGGGCAUUAUCGUGGUUGUUUGCGGAGCUCUUGCGCAGUCCGCCUCUUUGGCAGAAAUGGCUUCAAUGCAGCCAAUUGCCGGUGCGCAAUACCACUGGACACAUCAUCUGGCGCCUCCUAAUCAGAAAAGAUUUAUUACGUGGAUGCAGGGCUGGAUAACUUGGUUUGCCUGGGUGUCUCUGCUUGCCGGCGUCGCUAAUACCACUGCCAACAUGCUCCAAGGGGUUGUGACGGCCAAUUAUCCGGGUUAUCAACCCCAAAGAUGGCACCUGACUUUGUUUAUUUUUGCUAUGCUUAUUUUCGAGGGCUUAAUGAAUAUGUAUGCCUUUUGGGUUAUUCCCUGGAUCGAGCUGCUGGCUGGUAUUUUGCACGUUUCGCUGUUCAUUGUCUUCGUCUCUAUCCUAGUUGGGAUGGGCCCACGCCAUUCCGCAAGGUUUGUCUUUCUUCAGGGCGAUUCCGCUUCAGGGUGGAGUAAUGGGUUCAUAUCUUGGAAUCUGGGGUUGCUGACCCCGACGUGGGGAUUCGUUGGCUUUGAUGGAGCUGUCCAUAUGAGCGAAGAAGUGCGUCGUGCAAAAAAAGCUGUCCCUCGGUCGAUGUUCUGGACGGUUGCAAUCAACGGCAUUUUUGCCUACGCUAUCAUCUUGACCAUAUUAUUUACAAUGGGUUCGAUAGAGGACGCCCUUACUGCGCCCUCGCCGAUCAUCCAAAUUUGCCAACAAGCUACCGGGUCAACCAGUGCAGCCACAGCUAUGGUCUGUGGUCUCCUGAUUAUCUCUCUUGCAGUGAAUCUAGCCAGCAUUGCGUCUACAUCUCGCCUUACAUGGGCGUGGUCUCGCGAUGGUGGUCUUCCAUCGUGGUUCUCAUAUAUCGACCGAAAACACUCCGUGCCUGUCCGCGCCGUCUGGCUCCCCAUAGUGAUUGUCAUGGUUCUCUCCUGCCUUAACAUCGCCAGCACCGCCGCUUUCGGCGCCUUCAUCGCCCUCUCCUCAAUAGGCCUCUUUUCCUCAUACAUCAUUGCCAUUAGUUGCAUGGUCCACGCACGAUUUAAGCAGAAGAAUCUCCAAUUUGGCGACUGGACGAUGGGCCGUCUGGGGUUGCCUGUCAAUAUCUUUGCUCUGGCUUACACUUGCUACGUGACGAUAUGGCUGCCAUUCCCCAACUACUUGCCCGUGAGCGGGGUGAACAUGAACUAUGCUCUUCCCAUAUUUGGAGUGAGCACGUUAUUUGCGCUGUCGUACUGGUUCCUGAGUGCCAAGAAAAAUUGGCGUGGGUUGAAUAAGGAAGUUAUUCGACUGGUUGUCGAAGGGGGUGAGUUGUCGCUGAAGUAA
Molecule: messenger RNA, 1617 nt
Organism: Histoplasma mississippiense
Lineage: Eukaryota; Fungi; Ascomycota; Eurotiomycetes; Onygenales; Ajellomycetaceae
Exons: 5
Coding region: 1-1617 (538 amino acids)
Biological process (GO): transmembrane transport
Cellular component (GO): membrane
Molecular function (GO): transmembrane transporter activity
Source: RefSeq, a predicted model, not a curated record